Molecule: messenger RNA, 1666 nt
Organism: Rhodamnia argentea
Lineage: Eukaryota; Viridiplantae; Streptophyta; Magnoliopsida; Myrtales; Myrtaceae
Product: protein SLOW GREEN 1, chloroplastic-like
Exons: 4
Coding region: 56-1156 (366 amino acids)
Molecular function (GO): protein binding
Source: RefSeq, a predicted model, not a curated record
AUCCAUCGUUUCAAAGCCCUCCCAAAACCCAGCGCACCUCUCUGUGCUUGCGUCAAUGGCGGAUUGCUGGGCGGGCACGAGUCGUCUCCGUCUCAACACCACUUCUCUUGCUCCGAAGUCUCAUCCCGAUCAUCUCAUCCCCAAGUUCUCCUUCAGCGUCUCUGGCGGUUCGCUCAUCCACCCGCCUCUCUCGCACCACCACCCUCGGUCGCUCAGAUCCCGACCCGAAAGACUCCACAUUUCGCCCAAAGCCACCAGCUUUAACUUGCCCCUGAUCCCCUCAUGUGACGACAAGCAGGAACCCCACGCCCCGCUCUCGCCCAAUGCGAAGUUCCUCCGAUUCUGGUCUGAGAAGUUCGUUAUUUGUCUUCUGGGGUCUUUCAUUUUCGUGGGUUUUGUUCAUUUGAAGCCGAGCUUCGCGCUAUCUUCUCAAGCGGGCGCGUCGAGUCCCCAAGCGGGUGAUGCCCAGGAGGAGGGAAGUGACGAGGAGGAGAUGAGUGAGCGGCUCUUGGAGACGGACCCGAUGAAUGUGGAUGCAUUGAAGGUGGUCUUGUAUGGGAAGAUGAGGAGGGGGAAGACCAAGGAAGCUGUGAAGUAUGUGCAGAGAUUGGUGGAUGUGGAGCCGGACGAGGUUGAGUGGAAGCUUUUGCUUGCUCUGUGUCAUGAGACGAUGGGUCAGCUCAGCACCGCGAAGAGGCUGUUCAGAGAAAUCUUGAAAGAGACGCCUCUUCUGCUCAGGGCCUUGCAUGGUCUGGCCAUGGUGAUGCAUAAGAACCAAGAAGGGCCGGCUGUCUUUGAGAUGCUAAAUAAGGCUCUUGAAUUAGCCUGCCAUGAGAAAAGAGUCACUGAAGAGCGAAAUAUCAGGAUUUUAAUUGCUCAAAUGCAUGUCAUAGAGGGGGACCUGAAUGCGGGGUUGAAAGAUUUUCAAGAUCUAGUUAAUGACAAUCCUCGAGAUUUUCGGCCUUAUCUUUGUCAGGGGAUAAUAUAUAGUCUGUUGGACAAGAAGAAGGAAGCCCAAGAACAAUUCGAGGCAUAUCGCAGCCUUGUACCGGAGGAGUUUCCGCAAAGAGGAUUUCUCGACGAUGUCGUUUUGGCAGCAAAAUCAAAAACGCGGGAACAACUUCAGAAAGAGUUCAAAGCUGAAUUUAGGAAGUGAAUGAUCAGCCAGUAGAAUUCAUCAUUAUCAUCAUAUAUAUUAAGUUACAGAUAUCAAACAGAAUUAAAAUUAGCUUCCUUAGGGCAACGUAUAGAAUUAGUCCACAUCCAACUAAAAUGCCAGAAUUACAUUAGCAGUGGAAGCUAGGUUUUUCUUUUUCACCAAAAAAGAAAUGAAAAAUGAAAAGGCAGAUUGGAAAAAUGCUGGUCACUGUAGUCUAGUGUCAAAAUUUCAUCCAUUGCCACAAUGGCUUUUAGGGAUGGAAUACUACAGAUUCCCCAUUUUUUAAGGUCAUGGACAAUCAGAAAUUCAUCAUGAUUUUAAGAUGCAAUCUUAGAGGUAGGAAGUUACUAGCAUUACCUUUGGUUUGACAGGAAGACAAUCACAAAUUGGUUUGCCAUAUAUAGUAACAAUAGGUUUAAGAUUACAAUGUUUGGACAAGUGACAAAUAGAGUUUCUAUCAAAGUACUUUAUCGCUCAUUUACAAGAGACACACCACACAAAAGCGUC